Messenger RNA from Diachasmimorpha longicaudata, 1375 nucleotides. RefSeq names its product large ribosomal subunit protein uL3 (gene RpL3). Gene Ontology annotation, molecular function: RNA binding; structural constituent of ribosome. The transcript has 8 exons. Bases 77 to 1324 code for a protein of 415 amino acids. NCBI's taxonomy places the organism in Eukaryota, Metazoa, Arthropoda, Insecta, Hymenoptera, Braconidae. Gene Ontology annotation, biological process: translation. The record is from RefSeq and is a predicted model, not a curated record. Gene Ontology annotation, cellular component: cytosolic large ribosomal subunit; ribosome.
GCCGCCAUCUUGGUCUUGAAGUCUAUAAAAGGGACCCUUCCCGUCCAGAUCUUCCAUUUUCUCCGGGGAUCGCAUUAUGUCUCACCGAAAAUUCAGUGCUCCCCGUCACGGGUCUAUGGGGUUCUACCCCAAGAAGAGGUCUCAGCGUCAUCGUGGUAAGGUUAAGGCCUUCCCCAAGGAUGACCCUAGCAAGCCUGUUCAUUUAACGGCCUUCAUCGGUUACAAGGCUGGUAUGACCCACGUUGUACGUGAAGCCGAUCGUCCUGGCUCAAAGGUGAACAAGAAGGAAAUCGUGGAAGCAGUAACAAUCCUGGAGACACCUCCCAUGGUGGUAGUUGGUGUUGUUGGAUACAUCGAAACUCCCCACGGUCUUCGUGCCCUCACCACUGUCUGGGCUGAGCAUCUCUCCGAGGACUGCCGUAGACGUUUCUACAAGAACUGGUACAAGAGCAAGAAGAAGGCUUUCACCAAAGCCUCCAAGAAGUGGCAGGAUGAUCUUGGGCGCAAAUCCAUUGAGAAAGAUUUCAAGAAGAUCGUUAAGUACUGCAAAGUCGUGAGGAUUAUCGCUCACACCCAGAUGAAACUGUUGAGACAACGUCAGAAGAAGGCCAACAUCAUGGAAAUCCAGUUGAACGGUGGUACCAUUGCCGAAAAGGUCCAGUGGGCACGUGAUCACUUGGAGAAACCAGUUCCAAUCACCAAUGUUUUUGCUUCCGAUGAGAUGAUUGAUGUCAUCGGUGUCACCAAGGGAAAAGGAUACAAAGGUGUUACAUCACGUUGGCACACGAAGAAACUUCCCCGUAAGACACAUAAGGGUUUGAGGAAGGUCGCCUGUAUUGGUGCAUGGCAUCCAAGCAGGGUCUCCUUCACUGUUGCACGUGCUGGUCAGAAGGGUUAUCAUCACCGUACUGAGAUGAAUAAGAAGAUCUACAGGAUUGGCCAGGGAAUUCACACCAAGGAUGGAAAGGUUGUAAAAAAUAAUGCCUCAACUGAGUACGAUCUCACUGAGAAAUCCAUCACCCCCAUGGGAGGUUUCCCCCACUACGGAGAAGUGAACAACGAUUUCGUCAUGAUCAAGGGAUGCUGCAUGGGUCCCAAGAAACGUGUCAUCACCCUCCGCAAGUCAUUACUGGUGCACACCAAACGUGCUGCCCUCGAGAAGAUCAACCUCAAGUUCAUUGACACGAGCUCCAAAUUCGGACACGGUCGCUUCCAGACAGCCGCCGACAAGGCCUCAUUCAUGGGACAACUCAAGAAGGACAGAAUUCGCGAGGAACAGGCACAGGCUGCAUCAACUGCUCCAUCGGCAGCUGCUGCCCAGUAAUUUUCUAUUUGUUGUAUUCUUCAGACAAUGAAUAGAGAAUCUUUAUAACAA